This is a messenger RNA of Alternaria postmessia, 2646 nucleotides long. RefSeq lists its product as uncharacterized. Gene Ontology annotation, biological process: DNA-templated transcription; positive regulation of transcription from RNA polymerase II promoter by galactose. Gene Ontology annotation, cellular component: nucleus. The record is from RefSeq and is a predicted model, not a curated record. The transcript has 4 exons. Lineage: Eukaryota; Fungi; Ascomycota; Dothideomycetes; Pleosporales; Pleosporaceae. Gene Ontology annotation, molecular function: RNA polymerase II cis-regulatory region sequence-specific DNA binding; DNA-binding transcription factor activity, RNA polymerase II-specific; zinc ion binding. Bases 1 to 2646 code for a protein of 881 amino acids.
AUGACGCGACCCAAGGUCCCACCAGACCAACGACAGCGUACAGCACAGGCGUGCGAAAGUUGCAAGAGAAGAAAACAAAAGUGCAACGGCUUAUGCCCAUGCAACACGUGUGAUAAGCGCAAAUUCACAUGUAUAUAUGCGGAUCGGGAUCCUAAUUCCCCGAAUGAGGAUGGACCACCCACAAAGAGACGCACAAUUGAGAACAGCAACGAGAAUGACAAUCCGUCCCUGAAUGAAAACUCGGGUACGGACACAUCCAACAAUGAGCAUACGCAGGCAAACCCGCUGUUGUCGCAUAACCGAACGUCUUCCGGUACUCGUCCAAAUCACUUGGCACGCACACUCAGUGUAAAGCAAGAAACACCAUUCAAGUCGCCAGGCCCCAGACCGAGCAUUGAGCACACAGGUGUUCCAAUUGAUCGCCUAUCUAGCAACCUUGAGAAUGCACGCGAAAGACCUAAUUCCACGAAUGUUACUACACCUCACGAUGGUGCGGAUGAUGUGGCGGAGUUCCCUAGCCAGAGCCGUAUGCUACAAGAUCCAACCGGUCGAGUGAUAUAUAUAGGCGAUGCAGCCACCUUGUCCUUUCUCCAGCUCCUCCGGAUGAUGGUCGAAACGGUAGCCGGUCCAUCACCGUUCACAACUGACCCUCGACGACACAAGAUAGUCGAAGGCCAAUACUCGCUCCCAUUGGGUUAUCGACACACAAGUCUCCUUCCAGACGAGCAAACGGCUCGCCUGCUCGUAGAUGCCUUUUUUGUCAAUACUCAUGGCUUGUUGCAGGUAUUCCAUCGUGACUACUUUCUCGAGAAAUUAGACCAUUGCUAUUCCGAUCCACUAUCUGUGGACACCUCCUGGUUAUGCCUACUCAAUCUAGUCUUUGCUAUUGGACUGACAAUGGCUACACCACUUUCAGGAAGUCCUGAAGCUCUGAUUAUCGACAAGCUUCGAAGCGAGCACCUCGAUAGAGCCGAAGCGUUCUACCUCAAUGCUAAGAACAUGAAUGAUCCAAUGACUGGGCUGGAAGACCAGGACUUUUGGUCUGUCCAAGCGCUACUCCUCAUGUCCUAUUACAUGUUGGCCAAGACCAAGCGAAACACUGCUUUUGCAUUGCUUGGCAUGGCAGUACGAUCUGCGCUUGCGCUCGGUCUGCACAGAGAAGAGACUAUGGUCAUCUUCAGUCCCGAAGAGCAAACUCAGCGGAAAGACCUUUGGCGGUCGAUCUUUGUCAUGGAUCGAUUGCUGUCCUGCUCUCUGGGUCGCCCAACCGCUAUAUCGGAGGAUGACUGCUCAGGAGACACCCUGCGGCCGCCAGACUGUGUUCGCGACCAGAACUGGAGCUUCAGUGCAAAGACUGUAUACGAUUUCAACGAGACUGGUCCUCAAGCUUUAGAGGCCACCGUCCGGAGCUGUAGAGUGAUUGGCGUCAUCUUACGGAAGGUUUACCAGCAACGCAAGAUUAGCACACGCCUUGCACAGGAGAUAUCAGACAUAUGCAAGACUUGGCCGCGACUGCUGACACCCAUCUUGCAAUGGCGACAAGCGGCGACUGCUUCGCCCAGUCAAGGCGUGGCUAUCUUGCAUACCAACUUAUUUUACUGUCAUUCCAUCAUCCUCCUGACCCGACCCUUCUUACUAUAUAUACUCAACAAGGAGACUCAAAGACACGUCGAACAGUCUAGUUCAAGAGGGCCAAGACCCUUUCAUCGUAUGGAGAGGUUCAGCGAAGCGUGUGUCAUUGCCUCUGUACACACCAUUUUGCUAGUACAAAACGCUUACGAAGCUGGUUACCUAUCCCGGCGCAACCCAGCUGUCAUCUAUUUCCUUUUCGCAGCCACACUCGUGAUCCUCGCGAGCGAUUUUGCCGGUCUUUACCAAAUCGAGUUGACGGACAAUUGCGUGGUUAAUGCUAUAAACGUCAUGAACUACUGUGCUGAGAGCGAUCAGCAGGCCAGCCGUCUUGUUUAUAUCCUCAGUACCUUUCGAGACGUCGUCGCACAGCAGCGACUACGUAGGCGACAGGAUCAGACAAGCAAUUCGACGUUGCCCAGCAUUGCAUCACAACUCUACGGGGUGCAGAUGCCGCAGCAACAACGGAACGCCGCCCCCCAGACGACGGACAUGGUGCAUACGACGAACCCAGUGGAGGCAACACCACGGCUCCAUCAAGUCCCAGUACACAUCUACCCUGGGAUGCAAACAGCGCCGCUCAACGAACCGAUACUCACGUACCAAGUAUCUGAGCAACAUCAUCAUCUUGACCAAGAUCAACAUCAAACCAACGUCCAGCAUACACCCGCUGCCGCAGGAGAAGAUUUUAGGGUUCAUCUAUCACCAAUCCAGGAACCACCACCAAUGGAUAUGGCCACACCUCCCUUCACAUCUACUUCGAAGCCACCUUCGCUAUCAGCAAUGCUUGAUCUCUCUGCUCUGGAAGCAACACGCGUCCCAAGUUUGAAUUCCGAAGAGAGUGGGCAGGAUGAGCAGAUUGACUUCGAUGCGCUGUGGGCUUGGCCUAGUAAUACGCCUGCAAUGGGAAGUCCAAGGGCUAUGGAGGCAAGUGGAGUGAGUGAGCGCGUACAGGGUAUUAGUGAUAGUGCUGUACCCAUGUUUGGAGUUAGCAGAGAGGGGACCGAUGGCAUUUAG